CAAAUAUUAUCCAAGAUAGACUCCGAGAAACUAUACCAGCGUAUAGUUUUUAUGUAUAUAUUGUAUAGUUGUUUGGAGAUUACAUUAACAUUAUUAAAUUCGAAGAUGGAUUUUAUAAUAGGUGGGGUGGCAGCUAUGGGGGCUGGUUUAUUUACUAACCCACUAGAAGUUGCAAAAACUCGAAUGCAAUUACAAGGAGAGUUAUUAGCGCGUGGAAAAUAUGCAGUGCACUAUAAAAAUGCUCCUCAUGCUUUAUAUACAAUAGCCAAAAACGAAGGAAUAUUAGCUAUACAAAAGGGUUUAGUUCCUGGUUUAUGGGUACAAUUGUUUCUUAAUGGUUUUAGAUUAGGAACAUUCCAAUUUGGAUAUUCUCAUGGAUUUAUGAGUGACAAAGAUGGUAAACAAGUAUUAUGGAAAACAAUGAGUGUGUCUUGUGUUGGUGCUGUAUUAGGGGCAGUCAGUGCUAGUCCAUUAUUUUUAGUAAAAACCCGUUUGCAAUCGCAGUCGGCAAGUGAAGUAGCUGUUGGUUUUCAACAUAAGCAUACAGGAAUGAUAAGCGCAUUUCAACACAUCUACAAAGAACAUGGAGUUAAAGGUUUAUUCCGAGGAGUUGAGGCUACUAUUCCUCGUGCAGCUGCUGGAGGCACUGCACAACUAACUACUUUUUCAGUAGUGAAAGAUUGGCUGGUUUCAGAACAAAUUUUUACAGAGCAUCCAAUAGCCCAAUCUUUUUGUGCUUCAAUGGUUGGUGGGGUAGUAGUAGCUAUCGUAAUGACGCCAUUCGAUGUUAUAUCCACAAGAUUGUACAAUCAAGGUGUUGAUUCAUCGGGUAGAGGGUUGUUAUAUGAUGGUUAUUUUGAUUGUGUUAUGAAAAUAUGGCGCAAAGAACGUUUUUAUGGAUUUUUUAAGGGAAUAGGGCCAAGCUACUUAAGAUUAGGACCGCAUACUGUAUUAUGUCUAGUAUUUUGGGAUGAAUUAAAUAAAUUUUAUAUUAAAUUUAAUGAAAUAAAAAGUUCAGAAACAGUAAUUAGUUGAUGUUUACUUCUUUUAGGAUGAUUAAUUUUAA
Chrysoperla carnea is the source of this 1066-nucleotide messenger RNA. RefSeq names its product solute carrier family 25 member 35-like. The record is from RefSeq and is a predicted model, not a curated record. The transcript has 4 exons. Bases 52 to 1035 code for a protein of 327 amino acids. Lineage: Eukaryota; Metazoa; Arthropoda; Insecta; Neuroptera; Chrysopidae.